AUGACAGUCUCCUGGGCCCCAUCUAAAGUCAACUCAUUCGGUAUCGCCACGUUGUCUCUCGGCAACUGGAGAGAGCAUCGUUUGGAGCCACGCCUGGAAGCUGCGGCGAAAUCGGGAUAUCAAUGGAUCGACUUGUUCGACGAGUGUUGGGCUGCGUACCUGGAAGAGCAUGGACUGCCGGGGGACCAACUUUGGGAACCGACUUCGGAAAAUCUGCAGGUUGCUCGAAAAUUGGCGGGUUUUGUCAAGUCCUUGGGAAUGCGGAUUGCUUGCACCCAGCCUCUUCGGUCAAUAGAGGGAGUCAAAGACCCAGCUGAACGCCAGGCUAUCUUUGAGUUGGUCGCUAAACGAUUCCCAUUCAUGCGCGCCUUUGACACCGAUCUUGUUUUCAUGUGUGCGAGUAUACGCACGGACAAGGGGGUUACUUCUGAUCUAAAGACGGUGGCGCGAGAUCUCGCGGAACUGGGCGACAUGGCGGCAGCAUACGCAAAAGCCGAUGGUGGGCGUAUGCUAAAAAUUGGAUACGAGGGCCUAUCUUGGGCAACUCGAAAUACAUGGUCAGCCUCAUGGGAAGCUGUGCGAUUUGCCAAUCGUCCUAACGUUGGGCUGAUCGUGGAUGCCUUCAAUAUCCUCGCCGUCGAAUUUGCUGAUCCGUACAAUGUUGCUGGCCACGGGCGGGUCUACCCAACCUUGGAGGAAUCUCUGGAUGUCCUUACCGGAUCACUUGCAUCAUUGGUCUCGACGGUACCAGGUGACCGGAUAUUCUUCUUCCAAUGCGGCGAUGCAGAGCUGAUGGAUCCAACAACUUUCCUCCCUCCAACUGACCCGGAAACACCAGUACUCCUCCCAUGGUCGCGGAGUCAUCGGCUAUAUCCCCUUGAACAGUCCAGAGGUGCAUAUAUGCCGGUUGAGCUUGUCGCGGCUGCUGUGCUUGCUACCGGGUACCGAGGCCCAAUUUCGCUUGAGGUGUUUAAUACAUCACUGAACCAACCAGGACAAAAUGUUCCUGCAGAGCAUGCUUCCAGGGGACUAAAUGGCCUUCGCCUCUUGUGCGAAACAGCAUGGUCCGUUCCAGCGUUUUGGCAAAGUCAUGAUGAACGUAAGAAUGCUGUCGCACAAGUGGUGCGACGGCUACAGCCAGAUGAGCACAAACAUAAGCUAUGA
Penicillium mononematosum is the source of this 1164-nucleotide messenger RNA. RefSeq names its product sugar phosphate isomerase/epimerase family protein. NCBI's taxonomy places the organism in Eukaryota, Fungi, Ascomycota, Eurotiomycetes, Eurotiales, Aspergillaceae. Bases 1 to 1164 code for a protein of 387 amino acids. The record is from RefSeq and is a predicted model, not a curated record. The transcript is spliced from 2 exons.